ACGUUAAGACAAGGCGAAGGUACCAGGCAUCUCUGUUCAUCCUGUGAUGGAGAAUCCACUGCACAGUGCCGGGCGUUCACGAACUUGCUAGUCUAGUACAGUGUAUAUAUAUUCCGCGACUGCGACUACAAUGGGCGACAGAUCGUGUGCAAUCGAGAGCGAGCUACCUCCAUGGCGGCGGCGGCGGGCAUCCGGAGCAGGGAGGAACGGUGGAGCCUCGCCGGUAAGACGGCGCUCGUCACCGGAGGAAGCAAGGGGAUCGGGCGCGCGAUCGUGGAGGAGCUCGCGGGGUUCGGGGUGCGCGUGCACACGUGCGCCCGCACCGCGGCCGACCUGGACGAGCGCCUGCGCGCGUGGGCCGCGGACGCCCGCCUGCCGGGCCGCGUCACGGCGUCCGUGUGCGACGUGUCGGCGCGGGGCGACCGGGAGGCGCUGGUGGCGGCGGCGCGGGCGGAGCUGGGGCCCAGGCUGGACAUCCUCGUCAACAACGCCGGGCAGAGCACGUUCCGCGCGGCCACGGAGACGGCGGCCGGCGACUACGCGCGCCUCAUGGCCACCAACCUCGAGUCCUGCUUCCACCUCGCGCAGCUGGCGCACCCGCUGCUCCUCGCCGCGGGCGCGGGCGCGGGCGCGGGCGCCGCGGUGGUGAACGUGUCCUCCAUCGCGGGGCUCGUCGCGUACCCGGCGCUGGCGGCGUACUCGGCGACCAAGGGCGGGCUGAACCAGCUCACGCGCAGCCUGGCCGCCGAGUGGGCCGGCGACGGCGUGCGCGUCAACUGCGUCGCGCCGGGCGGCGUCCAGACGGACAUGUUCAGCAGCGUCGCGCUGGAGAUGGACCCGGACCCGGAGACGUCGCUGAGGAUGAUGGAGGCGGAGCUGGCGCGGGUGCCGUUGCGCCGAUUCGGCGAGACCGAGGAGAUCGCGUCCCUCGUCGCCUUCCUCUGCAUGCCCGCCUCGUCCUACAUCACCGGGCAGGUCAUCUGCGCCGACGGUGGCCGCACCAUUGCUGCCUAGGCCUUCGCGCUAUGCAUGCUACACUGAGUACCUGUACUGAACGUGUACGUGCCGACGACUC
Zea mays is the source of this 1075-nucleotide messenger RNA. Its product is annotated as tropinone reductase 2. Bases 172 to 1014 code for a protein of 280 amino acids. The transcript is spliced from 2 exons. NCBI's taxonomy places the organism in Eukaryota, Viridiplantae, Streptophyta, Magnoliopsida, Poales, Poaceae. The record is from RefSeq and is marked validated. Gene Ontology annotation, molecular function: oxidoreductase activity.